Polychytrium aggregatum is the source of this 2322-nucleotide messenger RNA. RefSeq lists its product as uncharacterized. NCBI's taxonomy places the organism in Eukaryota, Fungi, Chytridiomycota, Chytridiomycetes, Polychytriales. The transcript has 9 exons. The record is from RefSeq and is a predicted model, not a curated record. Bases 1 to 2322 code for a protein of 773 amino acids.
AUGCGCAACUUAGCUACAUCGCUGAGGAGGCGGCCUGGCGAUCCCUUUGCUGUCCGCGACGGCUCCGAGUUGCUGCAUCCCCGAGCCGUACCGGCAUCAGACUAUGAUGAUGCCGGCGAGCUUGUUCCCCGAACCAAGCCCGGAAUCGUUGUGCAUGGCCACAUCAUCCCGUCCUUCUCGAGACGUGUCGAUCUCACCCAGAGCUUGCAGGGCAUCAAGGGCAUCAAGGGCAUCAGCGCGGACGCUUUGGACGCAGAGUGCAAAGCAUGGAUCCGGAACAUCGAUGUGCUCUUCACGGCCGGAUGCAUCGCAUCACACUCGUACGAGUCCGAGCAGACGCUGCCCGUGCGCAUCAACGUCUUCCCACCCGCAUCCGAGACCUUCCCGAAGCGCCAUGUCGUCACCCUGGCAAGCCCCACAACCGACAUAUUUUUCCACUGGACCUUGGAGAUGACGCCCUUCAGCUUCAGAACAUACAUCCAAUCGCAGGGCUGGCGGCUGGAUCCGCAUGAAAUGGAGGAGGCUUUCGAUGGAUUCGGCGAGACCAUCUGCGACCGUGUGCGCGAGUGCCUGGUGUGCCCCAAGAGAUUCGGGGUGUACUUGCAGAUCAACAACGUCGAUCGGACCGCCACGCUCACCUUCUUCGAGGUCGUGCUGGAAUACCGACGUAUCAAGCUCAUGUCGGUCGAUUUCCGCGAAACCGAUUGGGAGAACAUCAGCGCCGAUAUCCGAUAUGACUACGACCGGAUCAAGAACCACAACUCGCUGCUCCGGACCUCGCUUGUUCAGACCGUCGAUUUAGUCUCGAAGCAUCACCCUGAGCUCUUGAUUCUGGCCGCCUGUGACGAAGAGCCCGUGCCUGUUCGUCAGGCGCACACUUGGAUCGAGCUCACGCAAUCGCUGCUGAGCCCGCGAGUGCAGAAAGGCCUCUACGAGAACGGCCGGCCCGCGGCAGCAGGCCGCAUCCUGUCGAUGGAAGAGCGAAACAUGCGUCUGAAGCUGUUUCUGAUGGUGACGGAGCCUCGAGAGGACGAUGUUGAAGCCAUCUAUUCCAAGUCGGCUGAAUGCAAAGUGCAUGGCGAAGGAGAGCCGGUCCGCGAGCGGCUGGGAGAGAGCCGAGAAAGCGCCGUAUACUUCCUCACCAUCACCAAGAGCGACGAUAUAUUCUUCCACUUUACUUCACAGGACAUCACCCGCAACAAGUUCCUUGAUCUGACGAAGCGUCUGAAGGUUCUCCGGGGAAGCGAUGCAGACACUUCACCAAGCGACGAGCCGUUCCGCCAUUGCCGAAAGACCAAGGAAGGUGAUGCGGCCAAGUGCGAGACACUGGGAUUCCACCCAGACGAAGGCAUUGGAGGCGUUUUGGGUGUGAUUGCCGGCGACUGUCUGAGCGGUCUGGAGGAAGCCCCUGACCGGUACGAGUCAGAGUUUGAUAUCCAGCAUGUGCCGCGAGUCCACGCCGAGCAGGAGACCUUUGGCUGGAAGCGGCCGGACCCAAAUCCGCCCCAGCCACGGCGAGCCGUCUUGAGAUUCAGCGAGCAAGUCCUCUUUACCACGACGACACUGCUGGAGCUGGAAUUUACCGAAACUUGUGUGGAGUCUCUCAAGGAACAAACCGAGGUUGAUGCGACGCAGGCAAGGCUCGAUCUUUUGUGCGGCGUCAUUCGGCGACGCAACCCCACUCUGGCCAUUCUUCUCAACAAGAUCCCGGUCCCUCCGACCUUCACCAAGAUCCCGGCCUCGCUCCAAUCGGUAUCAGCGUCGAUGUCGAUGCCGACGCCUGGAGCCAAAAUGUCGGCCUUAGGUGGCAAGGGCUCUACGCGGCUGCCGUCGCCCGAGCGCAUACGACGAGACCACUGGGACGACGCUCCGGCCCAUCCGAUCCUGAUGCAUCCGACCCGCAUCCCGAUUCAGCUCAAGGACAUUCUCAGGCCGCCUCGGCGCCGCGGAGUAUCCAGAGCAGCCACUACCCGGGCUACGAGCGACUACCGGCACCACUGGAAGCGUGAGGAGGUUGGCUUAUCGAGCUACCCGCUCAGCUACGGCGACAUGGGCGUGGGGGGCAGCAUCCUGCGGUCGUCGGUGGAUCCCACAAGACGCACGGACCACAGACGAGGUCGUAAAAAGCCUCCCAAGGUCGUCCAAAUCCAGGAACCAGUGCCAGGCGCCCACGAAACCAAGAAGGCACCCUCGUCCCCCUCGUUAGUGUCGCGGGUGUCCCGGCCGCUCUCAGCCCUGUCGGAGACGAUGGAGUCGGUCGACCGGCGGCCCAAGCCCGAGAUCGGAUCCGAGAGGACCGCAAGUCCCCCGCGAUUCCCAUGA